AGGAACUAUUAAUCUUCUGAUGCUGGAGCGUCUUCAGGCGUCUGCUUGAUUUCCGCGGCAGCUGAUUCGAUGAAAUAUUGAGCCAGAGUUUAAGAUGGUUAAUAAUGGCAAUAUAAGGUGCAGACCAGAUGACCCGCUGUCAUGAAAUCAUAAUGUCAUGUUUCAGAGUGUCAGUACUUCAUGGCGAUUUUUUUUGUUGAGUUGUCACCGUUCAUCUCCUUGCCUGUCAUUUAACUUAAACUAUGGAUAAAGUCAGAAGGAUCCUGGUUCAUAUCUCCAAGGACGGCGCCGUCCCGCAGUGUGCCCGCUUUGUACAGAGUAUAGCAGGUCAGUUUAGCGGUGCCAUGGAAGACCAGGCUGUGGUGAGAUGUGUCUUGGAGGAGAAUCGAUUCAUCAUCAGUGCGGCUGAGAAGGAUGUAGGAAUCCCUCUUAAGAGGCCUGCAUUCUGUCCAUUCAAACAUCUGCCAGUCACUGAGGGUGCUGAAAUCUCACAGGAUGUACAGCGCCGGGGUGUAGAUGUGGGCGUGGCUAUUCUCCUGCAGUCAGCCAAUCAGAGAGUGCUGUUAACACGUAGAGCCAAAGGACUCCGCAUUUUCCCCAAUGUGUGGGUCCCUCCAGGAGGACAUGUGGAACUGGAUGAGGAGCUCCUGGAUGCAGGUCUCAGAGAGCUGAGGGAAGAGACGGGACUCAGACUGGAGCCAGAAGAUGUUUCACCUCAAAUACUUGGUCUGUGGGAGUCUGCGUAUCCUCCCAUGCUGUCCAGAGGAUCACCUGAGAGACAUCACAUAGUCACCUACAUGCUGCUGCACACCUCUUUGACUCACCAACAACUACAGGCAUAUCUGCGUCCAGAGCCCGCUGAGGUUAGUGGAUGUAUGUGGGCAGACACUGCCCUGGUCAGAGCCAUCGUCUCUGCUGUGGAUGGCCAGGACACACCGGUCUGUAUGGAGGGUUUGCCAUCAACCAUUAGCGUGUCAGAGGUCUCAGAGGAUGGGAUGCUAACUGAAUCAGCCCUUCAAGUAUCAGUUCUAUGUAACCGAGUUCCAACCAGCGGAGCAGAUGUGGAGCGGGUCAGUACUGGAACCAAGUUUGCCCUGGAGCUUUGGCUGAAGACUCUAGAGCGGUCGACUGGCCCGGGUCCAGCUCAGGAUUAACGAACUCAUGCCACAUAGAUCCUGAUUCAGGAUUUUUCCUCCCAAAGUAACAUAUUUACAGUCUUAUUUAUGUUCAGAUUUGUUGGCUUUGGGCAAGAAAUUAAACUUUUAAAUAAUAAAAAAAGGUGGUCUUGAUUAAAAUUAAUUAAUGUCAUGUGACUAGUGUGAAAGGGCACAUGAGCAGAUCAGUUCUUCCUGCUUGCGCCUCUGGAAGCAGAUGGUUGUGUUCCAUUUCACAGUGCACAUAAACAGUACUCCCUACUUCCUGCUCCUUGUCCAGGGAAGGUCAGUUUAAGGGAAAUUCCCUUGACAGAAUUCCUCCAUUCAGUGCACCCUGCAAUGUCACGAACUCAGACAUCCGUUCCUCGUUACCCUGGUAACAUAAACACCUCGGAUACCUGUUGCUGCGACUGCAGAAAUCUUACACUACUGAAAUAAAAUAUUGAAUAUAAAUUGAAACCAAAACUGAUACCGUUAAAAAAAACGUAUUGAAAUCUAA
Lampris incognitus (smalleye Pacific opah) is the source of this 1653-nucleotide messenger RNA. RefSeq names its product nudix (nucleoside diphosphate linked moiety X)-type motif 17 (gene nudt17). NCBI's taxonomy places the organism in Eukaryota, Metazoa, Chordata, Actinopteri, Lampriformes, Lampridae. Gene Ontology annotation, biological process: NADP+ catabolic process; NAD+ catabolic process. Gene Ontology annotation, cellular component: cytosol. The record is from RefSeq and is a predicted model, not a curated record. The transcript has 8 exons. Bases 243 to 1154 code for a protein of 303 amino acids. Gene Ontology annotation, molecular function: NADH pyrophosphatase activity.